UUCUGAACAGAGAAAUAGCUUUCUAGUUGACAGCACAGAAUAAUAACAACAAGUCUCGAAUGGAGUCUCUUCCCUGUGUCGCAGGAUAAAGUGCUCGGUGAGCAACUGAGAUUUUUAAGAUUGAGAGACGGGUUUGGUUUGCCUACAACAGAGAUCGGUUCCACCCAGUACACAGGAGAAAUCGAAGAAAAAAGCCAAGGAAGUGGCCAGAUGGAGAAUUCAAGUCUCUCACAAGGAUAGUGUACUUCAAAGAUUUGCCGGAGAGGAUGCAGCUCUUCGCCAGAGCAAGGAUCAUUUGGACACAGAGAGCCCAUGUGACUCUAGGCCAAGAUAACUGCUGGAUACUCAGAAGACGAGAAAAAGCCUGUGCAUCCUGUGCACCACUGACUUUGACAGACAGCAGAGGAAAGAAGUAGCGCACUUAAGCUGGGUCAAUUUAUUUCAGGAGUUCAACAGCCAAGAUACUUGUACUAACUCUCAUAGGGAAAAACAAAAAGCAUGAAUUUCCUAUCAGCCUUUGUGACAUUUGAGAACCUCCAUGAGGUUCGGAGAUUGUUCCACUGGGGUCCAAUCAUAGCUCUGUCUGUCAUUGCUAUAUGCUCAACCAUGGCAAUUCUAGACUCCAUUAUCUGGUAUUGGCCAUUAGACACUACAGGGGGUAGUAUUAACUUCAUCAUGCUCAUCAACUGGACUGUCCUCAUCCUCUACAACUACUUCAAUGCUAUGUUUGUUGGACCUGGAUACAUUCCACUUGGCUGGAAACCAGAGAGUCAUCAGGAUACCCAGUUCCUGCAAUACUGCAGAGUCUGCCAAGGUUACAAAGCUCCUAGAUCCCACCACUGUCGAAAGUGUAACAGGUGUGUGAUGAAGAUGGACCACCACUGCCCCUGGAUCAACAACUGCUGCGGCCACUUGAACCACGCCUACUUUACCAGCUUCCUGCUGCUGGCUCCAUUGGGAUGCUCACACGCCGCCAUUAUCUUCAUUAUGACUAUGUACACACAGCUGUAUGAGAGGAUAUCAUUUGGCUGGAGUACUGUAAAGAUUGACAUGAGUGCUAUUCGUCAAUUCCAGCCACUCAUGCCCUUCAGUGUGCCCGCCUUUGCUGCCACACUCUUUGCCUUAGGCUUGGCCCUGGGCACCACCAUUGCAGUUGGCAUGCUUUUCUUCAUUCAGAUGAAAGUUAUCCUCCGAAAUAAGACCUCGAUCGAGUCAUGGAUUGAGGAAAAGGCCAAAGACAGAAUACAGCACUACCAAACAGGGGAGGAGUUCAUCUUCCCUUACGACCUCGGCAGCCGCUGGCUCAAUUUCAAACAAGUCUUCACAUGGUCAGGGACACCCAAGGGGGGCGGCCUUGAAUGGCCAGUUCAUCCCAAGUGUCACCAGCACACCUUGACUAUUGAGCAGCUGAAGCAGAAGGCUGAUAAACGAGUGAGAAGUCAGGUCCAGUACCAGGCAGUGGAGAAUUACAGUGGAGCUUGCUGCCCUCUCAACAAGGGUCUCCAAACCUUUUUUAGAACCCCCUGUACAGAGGAGCCCAGGAUCCCCCUCAGUAAGGGGGACACCAUCCUGGCCACCCGUGGCACCAAAUGGUGGAUGUAUGGAGACAAAGUUUUGAGCGACAACGAGGUGAAAGCUGGUGAACGUGUACGGGGCUGGUUUCCAAGGCGAUGCGUGGAGAAGUGCCAUUAUGACACAGCUGCCAGUGAUAGCACUAGCGAUAAGAAAGUAAAUUAAUACAUGUUAGCAGGUUUUAUGGAGGGCAGAAGAGUUUAACAAAACAGAAUGUGUCUGUGGAUCUUAAUAAAUGUACAUCCACUGAAGAUGUCUCGCCUGAUGCUGCAGGCUUAUCUUGAAUUUUAUUCUUUCAUUUAACAUUCUCACACAUAAAUACCAACAUACAUUCGUAAGUUAUGACAAAGUCUUAUUGAGCACUUUGCAGUCAGAUGUCUCGAAGACGGCAACAGAGUUGGAGAGGAUUCAGUUUGUUUCUUCUGACCAAAAACAACCCAUCAAGAGUCUUAAUUUUCAGAAAUUGCCAACAGGCUUUAAUGUGGCUUCAUUGUAAUUACUGGACUUUUUACUUGAAUUUGUUGCUUUACCGUUGUUGAUUAUAUAUUUUUUUUAUUUUUUUUUUAAUUAUGCAAUGCCUCUGCCCAGCUAACCCCAGGGCUUCAUCAUGCAACUCUUUCUACAGUUUGGAGAUAACGCUUCAUUUAUUUUUUAUUUUUGUAAAAAGAAAUUGUUGGCCUCAAAGUAUAAAUUGAAAAUUAAAAAGAA
Molecule: messenger RNA, 2280 nt
Organism: Melanotaenia boesemani (Boeseman's rainbowfish)
Lineage: Eukaryota; Metazoa; Chordata; Actinopteri; Atheriniformes; Melanotaeniidae
Gene: zdhhc6
Product: zinc finger DHHC-type palmitoyltransferase 6
Exons: 12
Coding region: 499-1737 (412 amino acids)
Biological process (GO): protein palmitoylation
Cellular component (GO): Golgi apparatus
Molecular function (GO): palmitoyltransferase activity
Source: RefSeq, a predicted model, not a curated record